Molecule: messenger RNA, 693 nt
Organism: Talaromyces stipitatus ATCC 10500
Lineage: Eukaryota; Fungi; Ascomycota; Eurotiomycetes; Eurotiales; Trichocomaceae
Product: nuclear distribution protein RO10, putative
Exons: 2
Coding region: 49-693 (214 amino acids)
Biological process (GO): cytoskeleton-dependent cytokinesis
Cellular component (GO): dynactin complex
Source: RefSeq, a predicted model, not a curated record
ACGAAACCCAUCUUACAAGCUUCUACAUUCCAGCUUACAUCCAGCAAAAUGUCCCUAGAAACCGAGGCUGUAGCAUCAGCUACAAUUGAACUUCUCGAGGGCCGGCUCCGCAGGCUAGAAUAUCUCCUGACUGGCGACACACAAUGGACCGGAAAAUCAUCUACGGCACCUAAACCGGACACAUUAGAAGAUACCGUCGCGCGUCGCUUGACUAGUUUGGAGAGAACGCUCAAUUCUUUGAGCAAAUCAAAUCCAGCAGUGCGAGAUGUGUUGCAGCUGUACUCUCGAUUCCCCGAUUUGUUUCCAGGCGCCUCUACGCACGAAGAUACUAUCCCCGCUGAUCUAAGUACACAAAACCUCGCUUCCAUCGUUCUAUCCUAUGCCACCGCAUUCCCCGAAACUGCAUCGCGACUUUCAUCUCUCAAAGACCUACCCAUUCCGGACGCACAAGCUUCAACCGCGCUGAUUGAACUUCAACCACGUCUCCAGAAGCUUUUGAGUAUUCAGGAACAACAAGCUAUCGAGAUAUCCGAGUUGCGGAAGCGCAGUGCACGGUUAUUGCAGCGAUGGUAUGAAUUAGGGGUUCUUAGGAAUAGUGAGUGUUGGGCGGAAUGGGAGUCGCGAUUGGAAGAUAUUGAGCGGGAAGUCAAGAGGCGUGAGGUUAUACAUGAUCGAAGAGAAAGGGAGAUAUAA